AAUCCCCGGCAUGCGCCUCCUCACUUCUCUCCUGCUCUCAGCAGCAGCAACGCUCACCCAGGCAGCUCGCCCCUUCCUCGAAGAACCAGAAACCGGCCAAACCACCACCUUUGCCAAUGUCUCCUCCUCGGAAUCAUCCCUCCCCAAUCUAGAGGAUGUAUGGGCCCUCUCCGACUUCCAACACAUCGCCGAACGCCACAUGAACACAACAGCCUACACAUACUACCGCGCCGCUGCCGCCGGUGAAUUCUCCUACCGCAACAAUCUCGAAACCUUCGCCCGUCUCCGCCUCCGUCCGCGCGUGAUGCGCAACAUCAACAACAUCUCCGCCUCCCUCCCCACGCCCAUCCUCAACCACACCUUCUCCGCCCCCUUCUUCAUCGCGCCCGCCGCACGCGCGGGCUACGCCCACCCCGACGGUGAACUCGCUCUUGUCCGCGCCGCCGCCGAGGAAAACAUCCUCUACAUCCCCUCUGACCUCUCCUCCCGCUCCAAAGCCGACAUCCAAUCCGCCCGUGCCGAGGGCCAAGUCCUCUUCCAACAACUCUACCUCGACCCGCUCAACACCACCGCAACCACCCUCCAGAUCCGCGAAGCGGAGUCCCUCACCUUCCAAGCCUUGAUCCUCACCGUCGACUCCCCCGCCAACAACGUCCGGCACCGCGCCUGGCGGUAUGGAGUCGGAUCAGCAGACGACGCCCUCACGAGUCUAACAUGGGAUCAAUGGGCCGAGUUGCAAGCCACUACCCGGCUGCCCAUCAUCCCGAAAGGAAUCCAAACCUGGGAAGACGCCGUCAUCGCGCACUCCUACGGCGUCCGAGCAAUCUACCUCUCCAACCACGGCGGUCGAGCGGUCGAUACCUCCCCUUCCCCUCUCGAAGUCGCGAUUGAAAUCCACCAGAAUGCAGCCUGGAUUUUCGACGAGGUUGAGGUAUGGGCCGACGGCGGCGUGCGCUAUGGAACGGACGUGUUGAAAUUUCUGGCGCUGGGCGUGAAAGCCGUGGGUUUGGCGCGGCCGUUUAUGUAUGCGAAUGUUUAUGGGGAGGACGGGGUCAGGAAGGCGGCGCAAUUGCUGAAGAGGGAGGUCAUGCUGGAUGCGGCGAAUGCGGGAAUUGGCGAUCUCAAGCAGAUGAAUUCGAGUUGGGUGGAUGUCGAGGGGUUUCCGAAUGCGUGGGGUAUGCGAUGA
This is a messenger RNA of Zymoseptoria tritici IPO323, 1186 nucleotides long. RefSeq lists its product as uncharacterized. Lineage: Eukaryota; Fungi; Ascomycota; Dothideomycetes; Mycosphaerellales; Mycosphaerellaceae. The record is from RefSeq and is a predicted model, not a curated record. The transcript has a single exon. Gene Ontology annotation, molecular function: FMN binding; oxidoreductase activity. The coding region runs from base 11 to 1186 and encodes 391 amino acids.